This is a messenger RNA of Mollisia scopiformis, 1958 nucleotides long. RefSeq lists its product as uncharacterized. The transcript has a single exon. Gene Ontology annotation, cellular component: COG complex. The record is from RefSeq and is a predicted model, not a curated record. Gene Ontology annotation, biological process: intra-Golgi vesicle-mediated transport. NCBI's taxonomy places the organism in Eukaryota, Fungi, Ascomycota, Leotiomycetes, Helotiales, Mollisiaceae. Bases 162 to 1514 code for a protein of 450 amino acids.
GGCUACCAAAAGAUUGCCAAGCGAGCCGUGCAAGGGAAACGACGAGGCCAAGAAACGUGUAAACUUACUACAAUACUCACAAGCACGGGAAGCUUCACACAGAUCUCCGAAGCUGAAAGAUAUCCAAUGGCUACUGCUACACAUCCAUCACAGCCCUCACGAUGACCACCGAAGAAGAGGAAACCGCGUACAUCGAUUACGAAACGUUCCUCUCUCCCACAUUCUCCCCCUCCUCAUUCGCAAACACCCUCGUGCUUGGGACGAACAACCCAACCGAUACCCCUCUCGACCUAUCUACGCCCCUCUCACGAGUCUUGUUCGAUUCUCAAGAGAUCAAUACCCACAUUGAUACCCUCACUUCGAAGAGCGCCCUCCCUCUUCUCAACCACACCCAACAACAAACCGCAUCUAGUGCCCGAAUAGUGCAGGAAAUAGAUUCUCAGGUCGCGAGCUUGAACGAUGGAUACAAGCGAUUAGAAAAAGAAGUUUUGGUCCGGUAUGAGACUGCAGAAGAAGUUCGAGCGGUCGCAGGCAGAUUAUGGGAGACUGUGAGAUUGGGGCGGUCUGUUGGACGAUGCCUCCAAUUAGGACGCCAACUUGAGAUACAGCUGGCAGAAGUCGCAGGUACUGGCAAUCCAGUGAAGACAAUAGGGCAGAAGGAAGAUCACCGAGCAUUGGUCCGGUGCUCGAAUACCUUGCUGAGUCUGCGAGACCUGCUGUCGAAGAAGGGCGAGGGGGAAGAGGGGCAAGGACUGGAUCGUGUGGAGGUUGUGCGGACGUUGCAAACUACAGUUGUCAAUCCUGCAGAAAGGACAGCCAUUACGAAGUCACAGCAGAUUGUGCGGGAAUUCUCGAUGAGCACUUUGUCGACUGGAGCAAAUACCACAACCUACGCACAAACAGCAGAUACAAAAUCGAGGACGACGUCAGCGCUGAUAUCCCUAUACCUUCUUUCGCCCAUUGCGGAGAUCUCGAAAAGCAAGAAAACCGAGAAAUGGGAGCCAGAGCUCCUGAUCAACUCUCUGCAAGAUUACCUCCGCACGGCUCUGACAUCUUCCUUGGCCUCUCUCACACGCUCUCUUGCAACACUGCCUACACUCGACAGAACUCUUCUCGAAGUUGCAGCACGAUGCCAAAAUAUACUCGCCCUCGAAUCACUUCUCUCAGCCACAACUCCCCCUCCUCACCCAACACUACCCUCAACAGUUUCUAUACCACCGAAUUUCCUUCAGCCACUGCUCACGAGCCUCGAGACGGGAUCACUGGCCAGUUACUUCUGGCGAACAUUGGCAGGAGGACUGAGCACAAAAGUUGCAGAGAUCACAAAUAAGGGAGGCGUGAGUGCAAGAACGUUAAGGACGAACAAGAAUAGUGUACGAGAUGCAAUAAAGGAGUGCGUUGUGAGGGGCAGUACUCCACCUGCUGGCGUAGCUGCCGGGAAGGUCAAAGCUGAAAACGUGGAGAAGACAUGGGAGAGAGAAGUUGGUGUCAUGAUUGGUGCGCUGGGCAAAUGAUACAUACUUCCUGUUGGGUCGGGGACCACAUUCAAGAAGUGGAAUCCGGAUCCGGACAAUAGCAGCCGGCUCGAUGUAUGUCCGGGAACUACAACCUGUGCGAGUAUCAAUGUUCGAGAUACAAUCGCGAUCUAGAACAUUUUUGCCAGGCGCUGAGCCAAGGAGGUGGUGGACAUCAAACACCAAUUCGAGCCAGCAUCUCAUGUUCUACAGAUAAAAUAAGCUAUCUGGUGUACCCCGAAUCUUGCCUCGUUAAUGAUGUACCUUCAUGCUGGACAACCCAUAACUUUUCUCGACUCAUCUAUUCAUCAUUAUGGCCUCGUUUUUUAUUGUGCUAUCUCGUGGCGACGGCCCAAAAUCACCUUUGUAAAGUAUAUUUUGUUAUGUUAACCUUUUUUGGUAUAUAUUCUGACUCUGAUCGUGCAAAUUACGGGCGCAAUGGAA